GUUCCAUUCCGGUGGUUUCAGCAACAAGUGGUUUCAACAGUGCGUUGAUUGGGUAAGCUCCUAAGAAGAAUGACCACGCGACAACUGCUGAACUUUGCGUUCUGGACAGUUAUUCUUCUGUUAUGUCUUUACUGUGUGGGGAAGAUGGAGUCGGCGGCCAUUGAUGCUGAACCUGAAAUUCACAAAAGACUAUUUCCUGGCGAAUUUCUAAAAGUUUUCCAUAUUUCCGACGGACCUUCCAAUCAAAACAGAGGAAUAAGAUUUCAAAAUAGACUGUAUCAUCUGCACUUUGCCGACCUUCUUCGUGAAUUCGAGGAAGAUAAAAGACAAAUGGAUGAUUAUUUGCAAAGUGUACAAAAACAAGAUGAAAGAAGACGAGGACACAGUUUUAUUCACUUUGGAAAACGAAUAAAUGGUAUAGUUAAAAAAGAACGCAACAAAGUCAUCUUUCAGCAGGGACUACAAUCAGAGAAUAGUUUAUCUGAACCUUUUGAACCACGCAGUGAUAUAGAGGAUACAAGAAAAACAAAUCAACAAAAUUACGAACAUCGAUACGUAAAUGAGAGAAGAUUACACCUUAGAAAAUGUCUUAUUAGUAAAUCUAAGAACAGAGCAUAUCCUAAGCAGCCGAAGCUCAGAAAACUUAAGAAUAACAAACAAAUUAGGGGUCACGCUACAAUGUCUUUUGAGAAACGGGUGCAUAGAAUCAAGCAUCCUGACCUUUAUAUCGUACAUUUUGGUAAAAGAUUUGAUGACACAAACCUGCCUUAUUAUCAAAUGAUGGACUUUGAAAGUGUUGUAGAUGAAGGAAAGCAGCCUCAGCAGCAUAUUAUGUGCUUAAAGAAGCAAAGACCCGAUCAGCAGAUGAUGCGAUAUAGAAAGAGAAUAAAAGAGAAAGAACGAGCUGGCCAAAGCAUAAUGUACUUGCAUAAACAAAUUGAUAAUGACCUUAGGUCCAAUAAGCGUAUGAAGUUCUUUAGAAAGAGGAUGGAAGAGGAAGAGCAACUAGGAGAUAGUAUGAUGUGCUUUGGUAAACAAAUGGAUGGAAAUGAUAAACCUGACCAUCAAAUGAUGCUCUUUAAAAAGAGAAUUAAUGAAGAAGAAAGAUCAUUCAACAACAUGAUAUACUUUGAUGAACACAAUGAAUAUAAUAAUGAAGGAAUGUAUUUUCAAAAGAAAAUCGAAGGAAGAAAGGAAUCAAGCCCUAAGAUGAUCUAUUUUGGGAACAAAAUAGAAGACGAAAAACGACCCGAUCAUCACGUGAUGUUUUUUAAUAAACAAAAAGAUGACAGCAAUACAUCUAAUCAUCAGACAAUUCACUUUGGAAAGAGAGUCGGUGAAAAAGAGCAAUUAAGCCAUAAAAUAAUGCAUUUUGGAAAGAGGAAGGAAUGAAAAGCGACCUGAUCAACAUGGAACGUUUUUUGAUAGGGAAAUGGAUGAAAACAGCAUACCCAAUUAUAAAA
Limulus polyphemus (Atlantic horseshoe crab) is the source of this 1463-nucleotide messenger RNA. RefSeq lists its product as uncharacterized. Bases 70 to 1392 code for a protein of 440 amino acids. NCBI's taxonomy places the organism in Eukaryota, Metazoa, Arthropoda, Merostomata, Xiphosura, Limulidae. The transcript has 3 exons. The record is from RefSeq and is a predicted model, not a curated record.